GUGGAUCUGGUGAGCGGAAUCUCCGUCUUGGCUCCAGCUACCGGGCAUUGCAAUUGAUCGAUUCCAGUUCGUUCCCCACUUCCACUUCUUCGUCAGAGGCGGCGGAUUUAAAGCCAGCUUCUCAUGGCCCUUGACACACUGUGCGUUUGAUUGCCAUUUGAACCAGUGAGUAAUUUGGUGCAACUUUUAUCUGUCUCUCUCUCUUCUUUUAAUACCUUUCUGGUGGUGGACUAAUCAUGGCUUCUUCAUCUUCCAAUAUCGAAGAACGUUUUAAAAUAAAUUCUGAGAUGGAGUCGGCUCAAUUUAAGGAUUUCGCGAAGGAGAUGAUUGAUUAUGUAUCAAAUUAUUUGGAGAAUAUAAGAGAUAGGAGAGUCUUGCCGUCGGUCGAACCAGGUUAUUUGAGGCCGUUAAUACCGGAGACGGCGCCGGAAAAACCAGAUAAUUGGGAAGAUGUUGUAACGCAUUGGCAUUCUCCGAGAUUUCAUGCGUAUUUCCCCACGGCCAAUUCAUAUCCAGCAAUCGUUGCAGACAUAUUGAGCGGAGCGAUAGCCUGCAUCGGAUUCUCUUGGAUUGCCAGUCCGGCUUGUACGGAAUUGGAAGUGGUUAUGUUGGAUUGGCUUGGUAAAAUGCUGGAUUUGCCGAAGGAGUUUUUGGCUUGUUCGGGUGGCAAAGGGGGUGGCGUGAUUCAAGGAACUGCUAGUGAGGCCACUUUAGUUGCCCUUCUCGGUGCUAAGGCACGCGCCAUCUCUCUUGCCAAGCAGGCGCAUCCCGAAUGGAAAGAUUCCGACAUCAUCUCUAAAUUAGUGGCAUACAGUUCGAGUCAAAGUCAUUCCUCUGUAGAAAGGGCUGGCUUGUUGGGUGGAGUAACUUUAAAAUCAUUGAAGCCAGAUAGCAGCAACAGACUGCGCGGUGAGACGGUGGAACAAGCCAUCAAGGAAGACAUUGAAGCUGGCCUUAUCCCAUUUUACGUGGUUGCAACAUUGGGUACAACUUCGUCGUGCACUUUUGAUAAUUUAGAUGAAAUUGGUCCGGUCUGCAAUGCCAAUAACGUUUGGUUGCAUGUUGAUGCUGCAUAUGCUGGUUCCGCUUUCAUCUGUCCCGAAUUUAGAUAUCUGAUGAAGGGCAUCGAGCGUGCCGAUUCCUUUAAUUUCAACCCGCACAAAUGGUUGUUGGUGAACUUUGAUUGUUCAGCCAUGUGGCUGAAGGAUCCCAGUUGGCUGGUGAAUGCUUUCAACGUUGAUCCUCUGUAUCUGCAACACGACCAGCAGGGUUCAGCGCCGGAUUACCGUCAUUGGCAGAUCCAACUGGGCAGAAGGUUCCGUUCGUUGAAGCUUUGGUUUGUUCUCCGGUUGUACGGUAUUGAAAAUUUGCAGACCUUCAUUAGGAAGCACGUUGCAUUGGCGCACCAUUUUGAAUCUCUUGUGAGGAAGGACGAUCGCUUUGAAAUUACUGAAGAAGUUAUUAUGGGCUUGGUGUGCUUCCGUUUGAGAGGAAAGAACGAAAUUAGCGAAAAUCUGCUAAAGAAUAUCAAUGCCAGAGGCGUCAUUCAUUUGGUGCCAUCGAAGAUUAAUGACGUGUACUUCUUGCGACUUGCUAUUUGCUCUAGAUACACCGAAACUGCAGAUAUUGAAUUAUCUUGGAACGAAAUCAAAGUAGUGGCCAACGAAGUUCUUAGCCAAUAAAUUACUUUACUCUAGUCUCAUCUUAUAUAAUUGAGAGAUAAAUGUGUGUAUUUAGUUGUUAUAUUAUUUAUUGUUGUAUAGUGUAAUAGUCGUAACAAUGAGAUAGAGAAAAACUUAAUGUGUAACAAUAAAUGUGAAAUUUA
Messenger RNA from Nicrophorus vespilloides, 1825 nucleotides. Its product is annotated as aromatic-L-amino-acid decarboxylase. Gene Ontology annotation, molecular function: aromatic-L-amino-acid decarboxylase activity; pyridoxal phosphate binding. Gene Ontology annotation, biological process: serotonin biosynthetic process; catecholamine metabolic process; amino acid metabolic process. The transcript is spliced from 7 exons. Bases 237 to 1682 code for a protein of 481 amino acids. The record is from RefSeq and is a predicted model, not a curated record. Lineage: Eukaryota; Metazoa; Arthropoda; Insecta; Coleoptera; Silphidae.